AUGGCUGUCGAUUCGGACCUCUCUCAGAUCACGACAACCGUUGUGCCACUAGCAGCAAACCCAAAUGCUACACAGGUGAUUUAUACCAACGUUGUGUUGGUGACACUCGUCACAGUAUGGACGGGGCUGCGUCUGUACUCGCGAAAGAUGCGCCGGGUUCCAUUUGGAGUUGACGACAGCUUGUACAUGGUAGCGCUGAUACUGUUCUACGCGUUUGUAGUCCUGCAUUUCAUGAUGCUUUUCCUUGGCGGUGCAGGUCAUCACGUCUCCGAGCUCCAGCCGUGGCAUAUCGAGAAGUUGAUGAAGUUUGGGUAUGCUAGUCAAGUGGUUUACGCUGUGUCUCUUGGGUCACUUAAGAUCAGCAUCUGCUGGAUGCUUCAACGCAUCUUCUUUGUCCGCCCUUUCAAGAUUGCGGCUUGGGCAACCAUGGGCUUGUGCAUAGCUUGGACUUUGAUGACGAUUCUCAUUGGGUUACUUAUCUGCAGACCCAUCGCAAUGCAAUGGAAUCCAACGAUUCCCGGGGGAGUUUGUGGUGAUCAGAUUACAGCCUUUGCUGCUGUUGGCGUGGUCGAUGUCAUUGUCGAUCUGAUCAUCUUCAUUCUGCCUAUCCCUAUGGUGCUGAAGCUCCAAGUUUCCAGUGCGCACCGAAUCGCGCUCAUAGGCAUCUUCGGAGCCGGUAUCCUAUUUGAACAAAUUCUGAUAAAUGAGCUUGGUCACAAGACGAUCGUUUUCGGAGCCCUGCGACUUGCUUCGGUAUUCAGCGUCGACUUCCUUGAUUUCUCCUUCACAUCUCCGAACGCUAUGGUGUGGAGCUCAGCUGAAAUGGGCGUCGCACUCAUGGUAUCAUCGUCACCGAUCCUCCGACCAGUCUUCGACCGCAUCUUUGGCCGGUUCAUCAGUACCCUUCGAUCGAGUGCAGACCGAACCAAUCCUCAUGCGAAAUACUACAACGGUGGCAAGUCUGGAGCGACGGGACCUCGUACGUUUAUCUCCGCCUCAAAGCCUCACUCCCGAGGGGCUGAUGGGUUCAUGGUCAUGACCGACUCGGAAGAGAACCUUGAGAUGGAUGAUAUGCAUAAAGAGACGGACAGUAAGGUCAUCGGGGGAAGGAAACCGAGCCAUAGGCGUUCCGAGUUUGGCGAAAUGCAGGGCGGACGUGCUAUGAGAGACGAUGAGUCGACGGAUAAAAUCUUUGUUCGUACAGAAAUCGUUCAGAAGACGGACUGA
Messenger RNA from Colletotrichum scovillei, 1227 nucleotides. RefSeq lists its product as uncharacterized. NCBI's taxonomy places the organism in Eukaryota, Fungi, Ascomycota, Sordariomycetes, Glomerellales, Glomerellaceae. The record is from RefSeq and is a predicted model, not a curated record. The transcript is spliced from 5 exons. Bases 1 to 1227 code for a protein of 408 amino acids.